Messenger RNA from Panthera uncia (snow leopard), 4657 nucleotides. RefSeq names its product ring finger protein 4 (gene RNF4). Gene Ontology annotation, molecular function: zinc ion binding; transcription factor binding. Lineage: Eukaryota; Metazoa; Chordata; Mammalia; Carnivora; Felidae. The record is from RefSeq and is a predicted model, not a curated record. Gene Ontology annotation, biological process: positive regulation of transcription by RNA polymerase II. The coding region runs from base 357 to 872 and encodes 171 amino acids. The transcript is spliced from 5 exons.
ACAUACCUCCUGCACCGGUAGACCACGGGAGUACGAGGAGCGGCGGCCAAUGGGAACGCACCGGGGGUGGAGCCGAGGCCUCCGGAGCGGAAGUGGAUCGCUGCUGAGGCGGCGGCGUCUUGCUGGAGGGUUUCUCCUCCGUGGUUUCCGGAGGUGCUUCUUCGCCGGACUGCGUCGGCGUUGGCUGCUGCCGGGCCAGACCGGCUCCAGGACUUGGAGAUACCGGAAAUAUAUCUGGCUGCAAAUUGCCAUGCUAGCAAGAGGAUGAGUAACCAGUGGGUGUGAGAAGUUGUCGCCUUCCCUGCCAGCUCUGCACAGGUCCCAUCCUUCUCUGGAGGGUGGAGCCAAAGGGCACCAUGAGUACGAGAAAACGUCGUGGUGGGACAGUAAAUUCUAGACAAGCCCAGAAGCGAACUCGGGAAGCAGCGUCCACCCCUGAGAUGGCCUUGCAAGCAGAGCCCAUAGAACUUGUGGAAAGCGCUGGAGACGAAAUAGUGGACCUGACCUGUGAAUCUUUAGAGCCUGUGGUUGUUGACCUGACUCACAAUGACUCUGUCGUGAUUAGUAUCACCAGAGGUUUAUUAGAUCUUUCAGAGAACCAACUUUUAGCUUUGUGGAUCCUUUCUCUUGUAAGUUUUUUUCAUUCAUGGUUGCUUCUUUCUUUGAGUUUAUUUUGCUGUCUUUCUAACUUACUAAUUUUCAUCAUUUCUUUUCCAGUAAAUGCAUUUAAGAUUAUACUUUUUAAGCUAUAUCCUACAAAUUUUGUUAUUAGUAUUUUACAUUCAAUUCAACAUAUUUAUCAAACUUGUUUUUUAACUUUGAAACAUUGGGGAUUUUCUUUAUUUCCUUUGUUGUUGUUACUGAUUCUUUGAAUUACUGCAUUAUUGGUCAGAAAAAACAUUCCAUGUGUCAGUUCUUUGGUAAUUCCUGAGACUUGCUUUGAACCUGGCCUGCACAAAGCAGCUGGCCUUCCCUAGAUAACCUGCCUGGGCUUUGGUUUCUCUGUGAGGCUUUCAAAUGUAGGCUUCAAUUUAUUUUAUUUUAUUUUUUUAAUUUAAUGUUUAUUUUUGAGAGAGAGACAGAGUGUGAGCCAGGGAGGGGCAGAGGGGAAGGAAGACACAGAAUCGGAAGCAGGCUCCAGGCCCCGAGCUGUCGGCACAGAGCCCAAUGCGGGGCUUGAACUCAAAAACCAUGAGAUCAUGACCUGAGCUGAAGUCAGACGCUUAACCGACUGAGCCACCGAGGAGUUCCAGGCUUCAAUUUUUCAAGAAUCUUCUGUAUUUUUUUUUUCCUCUGGAUUAAUCGUAUUGCCUUUAGUUUGAACAGAUAAUUUUUUGGGGAUAUAUCUUUUUUUAAAAGUAUGUAUGUUUUAUCUUGUUUUGGUGGUUUUCAGUGGGAAAUUUGGUGGAAAUACUAGCCUGCCAUUUAUUGGAAACCUCUGCUCGUAUUUUCCAUCCUUCUGCCUUCUUAGCUGGGGUAGUAGGUGAGUUCAGGUUUUCAGGGCACUUUUCUUUUAAAGUCAGGUUGGUUUCCCUGAAAUCUCUUUGUGAUGUGUUUCCAUGGUGUGCCUAUGAGUCACACUGUUCGUGUUACACUCCAUACCUGCCUAUUUUCAUUCAUGAGACUGGAAAGAAUCUGCUUAACUGAAGCUCCCUUGCAGGCAGGGACAGAGUCCUGUCCAUCUCUAGGGGAAUAGUCAAGGGCCCGAGGGGCACCUGGUGACUUCAUAAUCGUGUAAGAAAGAAGGGCUGGCCACCAUGGCCAGGAACGGGGGAAUCGGUUGUCUGUGGUGCUGGAGGGGCUGCUUACUGUGACUGCGAUGUUCGUGGCAGGCCCGGUGUUCCUGGGCCUCCCGGCAGGGCCGCACUAACAAAUCCGUCACUGCGGGCUGCGUGCAGCGGUUGGAUCCAAAGAGCAGCUGCUUUCGUGCACAGUGGGUGGAGGUGGCUGUUUUCCCCAGUACAGCAGCAUGCCAAGUGGGGAGGCUGCCUGAAGCAAGCGGCUUGCUGAGCUCUUGGCCGCGCAGGCAUUCUUAGAAAUGCCAGGGCUCUACUUGCAUGCAGAGGACCCCAGGCUGCCUGUCUCAGUCCCGUUAUUUCACCCAGCGUAUUCUUGCAGCCCCCGGAGGUGCCUAGAAUGCCAGGGGUUGCGUCUACUGGUAGAAGGAGGGCUUGACCAGAAGCCUGUGACAUGGGUGUCCGCACUUGUGGCUGUCCUAAGGCCCACCUGUGCUUCAGAAACUCAAAGGGCCUUCGCGUGACUGGCCUGGAGCCCGUGUGCCCUGGUGUGAAAGCAGGCGGCAGCGGGGGUCUGCUGUGGGUUGUUCGUACUCCGGAUGCCUCGCUUGUCUCUCAGCACUCUGCCCUGUGCUUUAUUCCACAGUCAAGAAUGGGAAGCCAGACCCAAAGGUGAAGCAGGCUGUGGGAGGCCACUUGCCACAGUACUAACUCAGCUGUUCAGACCGGGGGGUUGGGGGGUUGGUGUUUUGUUGCUCGUAAAGGCCUCUUGGCCACAUGAGAGGCUCCAGAGCUGCCCUCCUCUCCCCACCAGGCAAGCGCUGUGUGACCUGCAGGGCCACAACUAUGAGGAAGGGCCAUUCCAGGGUGCUCGCAGGCACCUUAAAGGGGUUCUGGAAUUUGAUAUGGCUCAGCUGCUGGCUGGCCCAAGCACCAGGCAUAGUGUCUCAUGUCCCUCAGCCAGGCUGUGGUGCCAUUGUUUUCUGCCCUUUGGGCAAGAAGCUUCAUCUCUGAGGUUUUCUGUUGAGAAUGGGGACCGAGUCAUCACCAGUGAGGGGAGCUCUCUGGCCACUGUGUAUUCGUUUACCCAGUGGUUAGGUAAGGAACACCUGUCCUGAGCCUUGGACUAGGCAGCCGUAUGUACCUCCCCAGAGGCUGACGUUUGGCCUGAGCUUGGCACUCCCUGCAGGUGAGCUGGGUCUGACUCACAAGAGCCUGUGGAGACCUGGCUCCCACACACUGGUUUCCCGGGAGCCAGUGACGCCAUAUUUCUUCCAGGUGUGUCCACACUUAAUCGAAUGACCCAUCUUGGCAAAGGAAGCGAGGCAGUGUUGGGGUGCUGGAAAGCUGGGAUUGUCCCUGCCCACAGCAGAUUUUCCUUCUGUUCUUGGUUAAAUUCAGAGCUCCCUUUCUGUAGACUUCAUGGGGACUGCACCUCCUGUCAGCCCAAGCUUUUUUUCUAGUAAAUAUCCCAAUAAUGAGAUUGACGGUCCCCCACUUUCAUAGUUCCGCAGUCCAGCCUCCUCUAGGGGGAGGUGGGGGUGCCUUCAGUAGUAAUGUGGGUUAUGUUCUCAUCCGCAAAAUGAAGAUCUUUAUGCUUAGACCCUCCUUUCUGGGAUGGCUACUUGUAUCUGUCAUGGUUCAGGUUGGAAAACUGAAUCCGCUCUAGUUCUAAAGCAUAAAUGGAUUUUAAUACAUGGGAGGAGAUGCUUCUUGGUGUUGAAAGGGCUGGAGGAGCAGGACUCUAGGAAUAACCCCAGACAUCUUGGCCUUGACCCACCAUGGGACCGUUACCUCCGCCCCAAGCAGAGGGUCAGGAGAUGGGAGCCAUCACCUGCACGGAUCUCCUUGGGUUCAAGGAACCAAUACCUUAACCCCUUGCUAGGGAGGAGGGGCCUGGGCCAAGGACACUGCGGCCUGGGCCAGGACUGCCUGUUGAUACUGCCAGCCGUGUCCAUCUCCAGCGGCUGAAAUUGGUGCUGUCUCACUGGUGGAACUUAGUUUGUGUCCAGAAUCCCUGCCACGAGGAGUUGGGAUGGAAAGAGCUUCUGGUUUCUGCAGGGCAGGACAGCAUGCCCUCUGCCAUGGUGUCGGCCGAAGAGAGGUGGGCAGUGGGGCUUUCCUGAAAUAGGUUAUGGCCUGUGACGAACAAGAGGAAGAGGUGUGCCACUGGUGACACCGUAGACAGACAGGUAUAGGAGCUCAGAGAGGGUUGAAGCCAUGGAGUAUGAAACUAUUGUAGCAUAGUAAUCCUAGUGUAAGUUCUGCUGAGUAGCCGAUGGCGGCCUCAGGUUCUCAGUAACUCGUGUGUGUUUCUGGAGAACCUGGAGUCAGGGUGGUCUCAGCCCUUCGAGUGCCACUCGUUAGUCCCUGCACGCCCUGCUCUGUUUAAUUACUUGAUUAGAUCCCAGCAUAAGUACUGCACACCCUCCUCCCAGUAAAGGUUCAUGGAACAAGAUGCUUGUCACUGGCCCACCGGACAAGGAGAGCGUACGGACCUAGUCCUGGGCUCCGUGUCCGCGGUGAGCUGGGGGCGCUGGUGCCUCUGUUCUCCAGAAGAGAAAGCCAGCAGCUCCCACAUGGUGAGUAACUUUCAGGUCACGAGGCUGGCAGCUCCAAGUCACUCGGCGUGUGGCAGGCCGAGGCACACAGCGUGCCAGCUGCCAGGAGGCGGAGGCGCCCAGGAUGCACCUUACUGGAGGGGAGGUGUCCAGACCUCCCGUCAGUGCUGGGCAGAGGCAGGCCCUCUCCUUGCACCUGUCCCAUCCCCUGGGGUGGGGAGGCUUUACUGAUCCCCUGAGGAUUUUUGCAUUUGAAAUAAGAAAUGCUUCAAUUGUGUCAUUUAAGAUAAGUUUUUUUGAAAUAUACAGAGUAUUUUAUGUCGUACUGAUGUUCCUUUUCUCUUUUGUUUUCCUCCGUUU